AUGCCCAUACUGUCCUGGCCCGAGGCGGCUCGAGAGCGCGACCUGCAGCGAUACUACCGCCCAUGGCUCGACGCGCAGAGCCUCGUCGACAGCUCCGUUGGCAUCGGGGAGACGGGCCUUGCCCGCGCUGGCUACCAACCCAAGGCCUCGCGCGACAAGAGCCUGACGGCCUUUGCCCAGCUCGCCGCCUUCCGCCUCGACGUGCGCCGCUGCAUGGUGUCGCUGAUCGACUCGAACCGCCAGUACAUCCUCGCCGAAGCCACCAAGACGGUCUCGCUCUUCGCCCCGCAGGCUGAACACCCCGACGACGAUGUCUGGCUGGGCAACGCUGUCCUGAACAAGACCGACGCCGUCUGCUACCACACCUUCGCCUCGACCUACACCGCCAAGGAAGAGAACGGCGACACCACCACGGCCGAGUGCUUGGUGAUCCCGGACUGCCGGUUGGAUCCUCGCUUCGCCGACCGUGAUUAUGUGAAGAGCGAACCAGGGGUUCGAUUCUACUGCGGCGUACCCAUUAUAACACGCGCCGGACACCGCAUUGGUGUCUACGCCGUCUCCGAUGAACGCCCCCGCGAUGGCAUCAGCGCCGCAGAUAUGCGAUUCAUGCAGGAUGUCGCCGCCGCCGUCAUGGAGCACCUCGAGCUCGCAAAGGACAGCGACGACCGCAUCAAGGGCGAGCGCAUGGUGCGCGGAUUGCAGCAGUUCAUCGAGCGCUCCUCGGUCGCCGACAUGCGCGACGAAGCCGGGCCCAGAUUGUCCACCAUGGAGCGCCAGACAGAGAACGCCCGGCUCCAGACCCUCGAGGAAGACGACGCCCCGGGCACCACCACCCCCUCGACUCACUCCAAGCACGCCCAGCGCAAGGCCCACACCGACUCCGACACGGCCCGCAUCUUCCACAGAGCCGCCCGCAUCAUGCGCCAGUCCACCAUGGCCGACGGCGUUUGUUUUUUUGACACGUCUGCCGCUGGUAUCAAGGGCGGUCUCUACGACGACGGAGACUCGGAUGCUAGCAGCGACGACAGCGUUACGAACAACACCACCGACUUUGACACGGCCGACUCGGCCGCAACCACCAGACGCCGCCGCCGUCAAAAAGUCGCUUUCGCCAUAGACGCUGCUGACCAAAAAGCUGCUGCCUCGGAGGCAGACAGCAAGCCUUGCCCCGUCAUCGGUCUUUCGCUGCGCCAGAGCACGGCCAACGCAACCCAAAAAGACUUUGCCUUCAACGAAGCAGCCAUGGAACGCUACAUCCACCGUUAUCCCUUUGGCAAGUUUUUCAACUACAACGAGGACGGUGCCGGCAUCAACUCGAGCGACGAGAAGUCGGAGCGCUCCGAAACAGACCAGUCCGAUCGCACCCAAACCUCGCCCACAGGCGCCCCCAGGAGGCGGAAGCGGAGAGAGCGAUUCAUCCCUACCGAGUUCCUCAAGGUGCUGCCCAACGUCCGGACGCUCAUCUUCUUGCCCCUGUGGGACCCAUCGUCGGAGCGUUGGGUCGCAGGAGGCUUCAUCUGGACCACGCAAGCCGGGAGGCUGAUGAGCCCGGAGAACGAGCUGCCCUACCUCCAGGCCUUUGGGAACAGCAUCACAAGUGAAGUAGCACGCCUGAGCGCGCAGAAGGCGGAUCGCGCCAAGACCACCUUCAUUGCUUCCAUCUCCCACGAGCUUCGGUCGCCCCUUCACGGCAUCCUCGGGUCCGUCGAGUUCCUCCGCGACACAGUCGCCUCAGCGUACCAGGCCUCGUUGGUCUCUUCUAUUGAGACCUGUGGCAAGACGCUGCUAGACACCAUCGACCACGUCCUGGAUCAUGCAAAGAUCAACAAGCUGCGUAACACGAGCGUACGCAAGAACAAGCGGGGCGCCGAAGGCCGAACGAGGAGGCUGCCAUCCGAUAACUCGAUCCUUGGCGUCACAGCCGACUUCGACCUGGCUCAGUUGGUCGAAGAAGUCUGCGAUACCGUCUGCGCCGGACACACCUUCCGUCAAACCCACAGGACCAACGUAGUGGCAACAGACAUCCACACGGAAACCAUCGGCGUGAGCGGAGCAACAGGCGAAGACAACCCUACGGCCAAGGACGGCACACUUGUUGUUGGCAAAGACAACCGAUCUGUCGUCGUCUCGCUGAUCGUAGCGCCCUAUGUCAGCUGGGCUGUCCGCUCACAGCCCGGUGCCUUGCGCAGAAUCGUCAUGAACCUCAUCGGCAACGCUCUGAAGUAUACCGACUCUGGCUUUGUGGCUCUCAAUCUAGUCCAGUCCGGCAACACUGCGCACCACAUCAACCUGUCCCUGACGGUGGAAGACUCCGGCCGCGGCAUGUCUCCCGAGUUCCAGAAGACAAAGCUCUUCUCGCCCUUUAGCCAAGAAGAUCCAUUCGCAUCUGGCACUGGACUGGGGCUCAGCAUCGUCAAACAGAUUGUGGAAUCUCUCAAGGGCGAAAUCCACAUAACGAGCACACUGAAGGUUGGUACGAAAAUUCUUGUCACCUUGCAGCUGCCCGCCGGUCAGAGCGGGACUACAGUGCAUAACCACAACCUUUUGCACGCUCCAGAAGCUCUCAAGGGAGCUUCUGUCAGCAUCCUGUGUGAGUGUGACUCUAUUGGUGGCGAGCGCGGUAUGAAGGUCAAGGAGUCCAUGCACAACGCCUGUCAAGGCUUCAACAUGGAUAUCCUAGAUAUUUACGACCCCAACCUGUCGAACAAAAAGGUCGAUUUCCUCUUGACUGAUGCACCAUCUCUCGAUCGACUGCUCCAGGAGUCGAGUUCCAGCUGGGUCAAUGAGUCGCCCCUUACCGUGGUCUGUGUCUGCACAGACACUGCUGAGAAGAUAGCUUUGGAGAGACGACUUGGCAGACAGAUCGAUGCUCUGGGUUGGACAGCAGAGGUCCUCACUCAGCCGUGCGGCCCCCGCAAGCUCGCUCGCACGCUUCUCCAAUGUCAAAAGCGCGCCUUGAAAGCGAACAGCGAGCGCCACCUGUCCCGUUCCAUGACCACGCUUGGCCUACACCAUCACCAGACUCUCGCUCCCGGUGCUCUGACCGAGGAGCAGCGCAGCGUGAGUGACAACAUCAUCGUCCAGUCGCCGAAUGGGGAUUCCGUCAUCACUGCCUUUGGCGCGCCCUCGCCACCGCCUGUCCUUCCUUUUUCCUCGACCAUCACACCACCUCAAUCCAUCACACCUUCCUCUCCAGCGCCGAUGGACGGAAACGAGUAUUUCAACCCGCAUGUUCUACUCGUCGACGACAACGCCAUCAAUCUCAAGCUCCUCGUUGUGUUUGCGAAGCGGCAAAAGCUACGCUACUGUGAGGCGGUGAACGGGCUCGAGGCGUUCGAGACAUACAAAUCAGAAGCCUUGUCCACCUCACCGCCGACACGGCCGUUCGACUUCAUCUUGAUGGACAUCAGCAUGCCCAUCAUGGACGGUCUGACGAGCACGAGGAACAUUCGCAAGUUUGAGAAGGAACACAACCUGUCACGGAGCCACAUCGUGGCCCUGACUGGACUAGCCAGUGCGCAAGACCAGCAAGACGCACAGGAUGCCGGCGUGGAUAUGUAUCUUGUCAAGCCCGUCAAGUUUGCCGACAUCAAAAGGGUUUUCGGUGCAAGGUGA
This is a messenger RNA of Ascochyta rabiei, 3615 nucleotides long. RefSeq lists its product as uncharacterized. Bases 1 to 3615 code for a protein of 1204 amino acids. Lineage: Eukaryota; Fungi; Ascomycota; Dothideomycetes; Pleosporales; Didymellaceae. Gene Ontology annotation, molecular function: phosphorelay sensor kinase activity; histidine phosphotransfer kinase activity; protein binding. Gene Ontology annotation, biological process: protein autophosphorylation; phosphorelay signal transduction system. The transcript has 4 exons. The record is from RefSeq and is a predicted model, not a curated record.